Molecule: messenger RNA, 1889 nt
Organism: Durio zibethinus
Lineage: Eukaryota; Viridiplantae; Streptophyta; Magnoliopsida; Malvales; Malvaceae
Source: RefSeq, a predicted model, not a curated record
UAUGUACAAAUAAUCUGAACUUUGUUGGCGUGGCGAUUGCUCCGAGGAUUGCACCCCAUUUGACGGGGCCAAAGUUCACGUAUCCAAUUUCAACCCAUGAAGGCCUUAUAAUUUCACUGAACCUUUUCUCGAACAUCUCUAAUUUGAAACUUACGGAGAACGAAACAGCUCCCCCAAACAAAGAAAAAGGCUAUUCUCGGUUACUCACCGUCGGUAUUCUCCAACCGACACAAUGGGCCAAUUCCCUUCCGCCGCUUUAGAUAGGGAAAACUCCCACAGCGAUCGCUUCAGGGUUUUAUCCUCUUCUGGUUUUAUUUCCGGCAAUGAAUUUUCUGAUGAGAUUUCGGAUUACACCGCUGAGAUUCCCGACGAGUGUUUGGCUUAUGUUUUCCAAUUCCUCCGCCCUGGCGAUCGGAACCGGUGUUCUCUUGUCUGCAAGCGGUGGCUUCGCGUGGACGGUUGGAGCCGCCACCGUUUGUCUCUUAACGCUCAAUCUGAGAUCGUCACUUCUUUGCCUUCUCUCUUUACGCGCUUCGACUCGGUAACAAAACUCGCCCUACGUUGUAGCCGUAAAUCAAUCAGCUUAAACGAUGACGCUUUGGUUAUGAUCUCAAUCCGUUGCCAAAACCUCACACGGCUUAAGCUCCGCGGUUGCCGUGAAAUUAGCGACAAAGGAAUGUCGGCAUUUGCUCAGAAUUCUAAGAAUCUAAGGAAACUUUCUUGUGGUUCUUGUAUGUUUGGCACCAAAGCUUUGAACGCUGUCCUCGAUUAUUGCAAGAAUUUAGAAGAGUUAUCGGUGAAAAGGCUCAGAGGAAUCCACGAUGGAGCUGAGUGGAUCGGGCCAGGAGCUGUGGCUUCUUCGCUGAAAAUGAUUUGCUUGAAGGAGCUCGUUAACGGUCAGUCUUUUGAACCGCUUGUGGUUGGAUCAAAAAACCUUAAAACUUUGAAAAUUAUUCAUUGUUUGGGUGAUUGGGACAGAGUCCUUCAAUUAAUUGGAAAUAGAAAGCGAAGCGGAGAAGAAAAUUUGAAUUUUAAUAACAAUAAUAGCAAUAGUAAUAGUAAUAGUAAUAAUAAUCCUUUGAUGGAAAUCCACCUUGAGAGGCUUCAAGUGAGUGAUAUAGGCCUAUCUGCUAUUUCGAAAUGUACCCAAAUUGAGAAUUUGCUUAUUGUGAAAACCCCGGAGUGUUCGAAUUAUGGGCUUGUUUGUGUAGCUGAGCAUUGUAAGUUGUUAAGGAAGCUUCAUGUUGACGGAUGGAGGACAAAUAGGAUUGGAGAUGAGGGUUUGGUUGCUGUAGCCAAACACUGUCCUAAUUUAGAAGAACUUGUUUUGAUUGGUGUUAAUGCUACCCAUUUGAGCUUGGCGGCUAUUGCUUCUAAUUGUUCGAAACUUGAGAGAUUAGCUCUUUGUGGAAGUGGAACUAUUGGUAAUACAGAGAUUGAGUGCAUUGCAGAAAAAUGUAUGGCGUUGAAGAAACUUUGUAUCAAGGGAUGUCCUAUUUCGGAUAUCGCCAUUGAAGCACUGGUUUCUGGUUGUCCCAGUUUAAUGAAAAUUAAGGUGAGGAAAUGUAAAGGAGUGAGUAGUGGGGCUGGUGAAUGGUUGCGUGAACAGAGGGGAUCGAUGGUGGUCAGUAUGGAUGACUGUGAGAUAGAUGGUGGUUUUGAGUCUAGUGUCGGUGACAGUGGAGUUCAUGAAAUUGGGGUGGAGUUUCCGCAGGCAUUUGGCCGAGUAACUGGCGCAGAUGCUCCGACAAGUAGCAAUGGCAGGUUAGCAACGUUUAGGUCAAAGUUGGGGUUUUUUGCUGGUAGGAAUUUAGUGGCAUGCACAUUCAGAAGAUGGUCUAACAGUGAUGAUAGUUUCAAUAGCAACUUGUGAAUGAUCUUUGUAAGAG